CGUCACGGCACGCCCCGCCUGACGUCACGGCCGCCGCCAUGGCCGCCCGCAGGGCGCUGCACUUCGUCUUCAAAGUGGGAGACCGGGCCCGCACGGCGCGGUUCUACCGGGAGCUGCUGGGCAUGGCCGUGCUGCGGCACGAGGAGUUCGAGGAGGGCUGCAAGGCCACCUGCAACGGCCCUUAUGAUGGAAAAUGGAGCAAGACCAUGGUGGGCUACGGACCAGAGGACAAUCACUUUGUGGCAGAGCUGACUUACAAUUAUGGCAUUGGAGAAUAUCGCCUGGGCAACGACUUCCUGGGCAUCACUCUGGUGUCCAGCCAGGCUGUGAGCAAUGCCAAGAAGAUGGGGUGGCCCCUCAAAGAAGUCACCUCUGGUGUCUUUGAAGCUGAAGCCCCAGGAGGAUACAAAUUCUACCUGGAAGACAAAGAACAGCCCAAGCAAGAUCCUGUGUGGAAGGUAACCCUGGGUGUCUCAAACCUGCAGAAGUCUGUGAGCUACUGGUCUGGUUUGCUUGGGAUGAAAAUCUAUGAGAAGGAUGAGGAGAAACAAAGGGCUUUGCUGGGCUAUGCUGAUAACCAGUGCAAGCUGGAGCUGAAGGCUGUUGGAGGAGCAGUGGACCACGGGACAGCGUUCGGCCGCAUCGCCUUCUCCUGUGCCAAGGAAGAGCUGCCAAGCAUUGAAGCCCUGAUGAAAAAGGAGAAUCAGAAAAUCUUGACGCCUCUGGUCAGCUUGGACACGCCUGGCAAAGCCACGGUGCAGGUGGUGAUUCUGGCUGAUCCUGAUGGCCACGAAAUCUGUUUUGUGGGGGAUGAAGCGUUCAGAGAGCUGUCCCAGGUGGACCCUAAUGGUGACAAGCUGUUGGAUGAUGCCAUGGCUGCAGACAACAGUGACAAGUGGUUUGCUGAGCACAACAUGAAGAAGGUUUCAGCUUAGCUGGAGUAAUGGCCUGUGCUGCUAUUCUGUGCCUUGGAGUUCUUCCAAGAAAGUGCCAAUCCUGGUUAAAGUGCUGCCUUCCUAAUCAGAAGGUGCUGGGAUUUCCUGUGGUGGGUUUUUUUGGGUUGAUUUAAGCUGAUGUCUCUGGCCUGCUGCUCUGUCCCUUUCACAUCUCAUCCAUCCAAAAAAAUGGGGGCCAUGCAGCAAAGGAGCAGCUGAGCCCUUGGCUUCAAAACAGGGACCAUCAGUCAAGAGAGAAUCACAUUUCUGUGUUGUUGUUAUGCUUCAAGGAAAGGUGGAUAGGUUAUUUUCUGAUUAAUUAAUUUCCUGAUUACUUUGCUUUAGCUGUCCUUCAUUUGCAGGCUAGAGAGGAGAUUUGGAGGCAGCUGUGGCUACUCCCCCUCUCCAGGGAGGUGUGGGGUGCAUCCCUUUAUUGGGAACAAAGAAAUGAUCUUGCCAAGCUGCGUGAAUACUCCAGUCCUUGUUAUUCCAAGGAGUUUCCCCAGCUUCCAAGGGGAAAUGUUCAGCCCGUGGUGUGUUUCUCACUGGGAUCCUGCUGUUGCUGGGUUUCCAGUCUUUCUCCAGGAGAUUUCCACGUUCCAGCAGGGAGCUGAGGCUGUGCUUUGGGGUUUGGAGCUGCACUGUCUGCUGAGGUGCCAGGGGGCAGCUUGAAAUAAGUUUUUCACUUAGCUGUUGGUGAGAAGCUGCCUUUGGAAAUAACAAUUCAGGGUUUUUUGUGUUGGAGUGAAGUUGCUUUGCUUUUGCUGGGAAUACAGGGAGUCAUUCCCAUCAUUGCUUGUGCCACGUAUGCUGCCUGACUGCUCGUUUCCUUGAUGAAAACCUUAAAUAAAAUCGUUUAAAUCAGGUUUUCAUCGCAAAA
This is a messenger RNA of Lonchura striata (white-rumped munia), 1815 nucleotides long. It is a transcript of the gene GLOD4, whose product is annotated as glyoxalase domain containing 4. The record is from RefSeq and is a predicted model, not a curated record. NCBI's taxonomy places the organism in Eukaryota, Metazoa, Chordata, Aves, Passeriformes, Estrildidae.